UCGUUCGCUACAAAGAAUCAGCUCUUCGCGAACGACCCAUCACUAGUAGCCUAUUUCCCAACGUCUCGUCAUAACCUGUAAACAAACUUUCCUAUUGUUUGGAAACUUUCCUGUCAAACUUUAGCGAUGCGACUCGAGAUUAUAUUUCUGCUUUUGGUACAUUUUGUACAACCUUAUACAUGUAAAAUGCAUCUCGUUGGUGGAACUACCAAGGAAAAAGUUGCCGAUGAAAAAGUGCAAAAAAUAUGCGAUGAGAUGAAGUCUUAUGUCGAGGAUAAAGCUGGGCGGACUUUUGACGUUUUCAUCGCCAAGUCUUAUAAAACGCAACUUGUUGCGGGGACAAAUUACUUCAUCAAGGUGCAUGUAGGAGGAGACGACUAUAUACAUCUACGUGUUUAUCAAACUCUGCCCUGUUAUGGUGAAGAACUAAAGCUACACGGCCUGUUGACAUCCAAGACUCAUCGUGAUGCCAUUAAAUAUUUCGCCCAGAACCUCCAGGCAUAAUAUUUCCUGCAAUUGAUCCAAGGAACAUCAUACGAGCCUAUGUGUAACCAUGAGUAAAAGAUAAUGAAAAAGUUGUUUUUAUCUAAUUCUGCCUUCACGUGCUUUCAGUAAUUUGAUCAUUCCAACUUUUUAAGUCGUGAUUACGAAUUUAUUGUCUUCAGGCAGGGGCGUCAUGCACCUAAUAUUUUAAUACCAGUAGCGUAGCCAGAAAAGAGACUGGGUGUGCAUCUGAAAAUCUGGGUGUGCCACAUUUAUUGCCAUAUUACUGUGCAAAAUUAUAAACCAAAAGCAUAUAACCAUGAUAAUGGCACCAUAUAGUGCAUUCUUAUUUCUGUGCCCUGAGAAUAUGAUUUAAAAUGUUUAGUGAUGUCACAGAACUGCCAGCCAGAUUCAAACUGCUUUUGCGCGUUGGUUGGUGCUGAGCUAGACGGACGUGCACAAACACAAUUUAUUGUAACCAUUGACUUUCAUAGCAAGAAAAAUAUUAUGGAAAUAUUGUAAUAAAUGUGUGUGUUCAUCACAAAAAGAAAUUCAUACAGGUUUAGAACAACAAUUUCCAUAAUAUUUUUUUUGAAAAAUGCAGAAUUUUCAUUUUGGGUGAACUAUCCCUUUAAUAAAGCGUAAAAAUAUCUAACGUUAACUGCAGUAAUUCAGUAAAAGUUUUUCAGGGAAUCUAAACUCCAUGAUAAACCUUAAACUUACUUCAAAUAGCAGAGCGCCCAACAUAUGGAUUAAUCUUUAUUACGAAGUUAAGUCAGGAGCUGUGAGUGAUUUUCUUUUCUUCUUUUGAUAUUUAAUUAACUUUGAUGACAGACUCCAGAGGUUAGGCUUAUUAUAAGACCGAAUGCAAUCAAAUGUUUAUUUGUUUAAGACAACCAAUUGUUUACUAUGAAAAUCACUAAGACAUCUAUGCAUAUGAGAAUUUUAAGCCAAAAAGACGCGAACAUAAAGUCGUUUAAGCUCUGGCUGUGGCUGUGCACGCGCGCUAUCGGUGGGUAUGAUGCGCGUCGUUCAAGUUGAAGGUGGCAAUCCAGUCCAACUAAUAAUCAUACAAUAGCCUAUAAAGAUCACUUCAAUAAUAAAAAAUUUUGAUGGGUUUUGUUGUAAAAAGAAAUGCCAAUCUUAGACUUUAUUCUGUCCACAAGACAAUUACUAUACACACAUUCCAGCCUAUAUACGCUGAAAUCGUAUUAGCAAUGUACAAUUUCCCUUGCAUCAUUACAAGCAUGUAUACAUUUAUCUUUUGUUUUAUGACAAGUAUUAAUAAAGGAAAAACGAAAUAA
This is a messenger RNA of Paramisgurnus dabryanus, 1787 nucleotides long. Its product is annotated as cystatin-B-like. NCBI's taxonomy places the organism in Eukaryota, Metazoa, Chordata, Actinopteri, Cypriniformes, Cobitidae. Gene Ontology annotation, molecular function: cysteine-type endopeptidase inhibitor activity. Gene Ontology annotation, cellular component: cytosol. The record is from RefSeq and is a predicted model, not a curated record.